Neoarthrinium moseri is the source of this 2181-nucleotide messenger RNA. RefSeq lists its product as uncharacterized. The transcript is spliced from 4 exons. Bases 1 to 2181 code for a protein of 726 amino acids. The record is from RefSeq and is a predicted model, not a curated record. NCBI's taxonomy places the organism in Eukaryota, Fungi, Ascomycota, Sordariomycetes, Amphisphaeriales, Apiosporaceae.
AUGGCGGAAAAGCCACCUAGCCCGCCUCCCACCCCAUCGAAAUCUGCUGGAGAUGCGGGCAACCAGCCAGGGGUCGAUUUUCGCGGGGCCAAUAUUAACGGCGGUGUAGCGACAGGGAAUGUUUCUGGGUAUAACACCAUAACUGCCAACAAUCUCACUCAGACAAUUGAGAAUUUCACGGCCAGAGUAGCAACGGCCCGUCAGAGACUGAAGGCGAUUGCGGAUAAGAUUGGCACGACCUCGGCCGUCUUGAGCAAUAUCAGUGCCCUGGUCAAGAGGCAAGCUAGCCGAGAAGGCAUCAAGAUCACGCCAGAUGGCGAGAGGAGUGCGCCGAGUAAAGAUAAGCCCGAUGGCCGUAAUAGAUUGAACAAUAGCGAAGGGGAGGAUGAAUCUGGCGUUUUGAAAAUGGGCUGCUUCAAAAGUCUGAAGGAAGCCAGUGAAGGCGUGAGGGCGGCUUUUGAACGGAUAGGCCACAAACUUCAACAUGCUAGUAACGAGAUCCAGAACGAAGUGCGCCGUGGGGGGAGUGAGAAAAUCAACUUAUCUAAAGAGGCUCAAGGAAGAUUUUCCUUGAGAGAUACAGAUAUUGAUGUCAUGGAGAAGGAAAUUGAGUCCCACAAACUGGAAAUGCAAUUGAGCUUUACCGUCUUCCAAGCUGUUUUGAAUGAUGAGAGGAAUGACACUGUAAAACGGAUCAUGUUGGAGAUCUUCAAAGAACUAAGAGCCACAGUAGCAAGUUUUAUGGAGGCGUCAGAAAGUGAUUCAAAUCGCGUGGGCACAGGCAAUAAUCCGGACUCUCGCAGCAUACCUCGUGACCCGUUGGAUACGUCAAGGACACCUUUGAACAUGCGACCUCGCAUCUUCCCGAAUGCGCCACAGCUGGCAUCUGUUUAUAUGGGAUGGACGUUCAUAAAAGGUCACCCAUCCCCUUUCGAGGUUGGGCUUGGAUUUUCUCGGCGGUCUUGGAGAUUUUCAAUCCCAUUCAGGAUGCCCUUCUCAACUGAGGAGCUCUUUCUAAAGGUUUUAGCUCAAACCACGCAGCGAGCAAAGCGUGAUCGGGCACUACGGGACGAUAUUAAAAAAAUGUUAAGAUCCAAAACCCAGAGGAGGCUCGUUGAUAACUUGCUGCUGCAUCAGAAUUUCUUGUUACAAAGAGACCACCCACAGAUAGAGUGGACAUUGACUGGCUUGGAGUGUCACACACGGAACGGAAGAAAGCCUCCAAAAGGCACGAAAGCAAUCGAUGUCAUCUUAAAGACUCAGUGGAUUCUCGGAUUUGAGCCAUGGCGUCCUCUCUGGGGAGGUCGGGGUGGGCGACCGCGCGGUCCUUUUGGUCCUGACGGUGGUCUUCCUGGUGGAAGUGGUUAUGCGUUCUAUGGAGACCCUGGCUACGCCAGCCGUGCAGGUGUCCCUGCGACAGGUAACGUCUUCGGUUACAGCAGACGCGAGCACGCUGGCCCUGAACGCGGAAAUCCGAUUGGGGGUGUCCAAAUUACCGGAGACGGGGCGAAUGGGAUACCCAGUGUUCGAGUAGAUGCUGUGCCACGAGAUGAUGGCAUGACGCCUGAAGACGAAAAGUUGGUCGUCGAGGAGCUGUUCGCAGAAUGGGAAGAAUUGGAGGACGAGAAAGGAAAAAAGAAGAGUAGGAGGGCGGCAAAACCUCCCUUGAGCGCCGGGAUGUCCCACAUCCUCGGCGGGAGCUCUGCGGAUGUUGAUCCGGAUGCAGGACUUACUCGACGAUUGAUGAGACCAGUGGAGCAGGAGAGCCAUAUAAGAGAGAAGAUGGAGAAGUCGAAGGAAAAGAUAGAGAAGGAAAGGAAGAAGAUGGAAUUCGAGUUGAGAAGCAGUAGAACACAAACGCGGGAAGGUUUGCCGCGGGGAUACAGAGGAGAAGAGUCCAGGGAAAGUGAGGGAUACAGCAGCUGGAGCGACUUGGCGAUAGAAGUAGAACCUCGCCACAGGACACGGCACAACGUGUCUCACAUAGAGCAUCUUCCGAGACCGCCACCAAUGAUGUCGGGCGGUUCGGGUCCGGCAGCAGAGUAUCACGAUAAUAUCGGGGGCGGCGCUCAUAGGGAGGCAAGAAUUAUCGACGUCUCACGGAGAGUGGGAGACCGAAGGUCUAAGAAAUCCCAUAGGGUUGUAGAGCGUAGACCCCAUUCUUCUGAGGACAAGCGCUAG